This is a messenger RNA of Nomascus leucogenys (northern white-cheeked gibbon), 1604 nucleotides long. Its product is annotated as tektin-3-like. Gene Ontology annotation, biological process: cilium assembly; cilium movement involved in cell motility. The record is from RefSeq and is a predicted model, not a curated record. NCBI's taxonomy places the organism in Eukaryota, Metazoa, Chordata, Mammalia, Primates, Hylobatidae. Gene Ontology annotation, cellular component: nucleus; microtubule cytoskeleton; sperm flagellum.
UCCAAGCGCCUGGCUGGAGACUGAGACAGAGAUCCACGGACUGCAGUGCAGGCGGCCCGCCCCAGCUCCGAGUCACAUAAGGUUGAAACAUCAGUAAAAAACAUGCAGAACCAAAGAUGGGGACCAAAAUCCAAAGCCAGAGGAUCCUGGAAAUCAGAGGGUCUUACAACAUAACAGGAGAGACUUACGAAUAGUGUUUUGGCAUCAUGGAACGUGUAGAUUGUACUUUGACGGCAACUUACGCCCACCCUAGACCAACACCAGCCAACUUUCUACCAGCCAUCAGUACCAUGGCCUCAAGCUACAGGGACCGCUUUCCCCACUCCAAUUUGACCCGUAGCCUGAGCCUUCCUUGGAGACCCAGCACAUACUACAAAGUCACCUCCAAUUCCCCAAGCGUGGCCCCGUACUGCACCAGAUCACAGAGGGUGUCCGAGAAUACCACGCUUCCCUUUGUUUCCAACAGAACCACUUUCUUCCCAAGAUACACACCGGAUGACUGGUACAGGUCCAAUUUAACCAACUAUCAAGAGUCCAACACUUCCCGACAUAAUUCGGAGAAACUAAGAGUGGAUACAUCUCGCCUGAUUCGAGACAAAUAUCAACAAACAAGAAAAACCCAGGCAGACACAACCCAAAAUCUGGGAGAACGUGUCAAUGACAUAGGGUUUUGGAAAUCUGAAAUCAUUCAUGAGUUGGAUGAAAUGAUUGGAGAGACAAAUGCACUUACUGAUGUGAAGAAAAGACUGGAGCGGGCUUUGAUGGAGACUGAAGCCCCUCUUCAGCAUUGUUCUUCGAACCACACAAAUUGCCGAUGCAUUGAAUGUGCUGUCUCCUCCCAGAAGCAUGUCAGCUCCUUAGAGAAGAGAUGUUGGUGUUGUCCACUGAUGCAUCCUGGGCUCGCAGAACACACAGCUUACAGGUUAGAAGGGAAAGCAUGGCUGAUUCAUCACUCUCACCGUCGUCUGCCUCUGCUUCUCUUUUUCAGUGUCUCAGUGCCCGAGUCCUGGGCCAAAUUUACAGAUGACAAUAUACUCCGCUUCCAGAGUGAAUGGUCAGCUUCCACUAAGCUUCUGGAUGACAUUGAAAACCUCUUGGUUGUGACUGCCAAUGAGGUGUGGAGUCAAUUCAACAAAGUGAACUUGUCUUUCACCAAUCGCAUUGCUGAGACUGCAGAUGCUAAGAAUAAGAUUCAGAUGCACUUAGCAAAGACCGAGCCAGUGGUUUUCCAGACUGAAAGGGCCAUAGAAUCCAUCAGGAAGGCCAUCAAGGACAAGACUGCCUUCCUGAAGGUGGCUCAGACCAGACUGGACGAGCGUACGCGGUGGCCGAAUAUUGAGUUGUGCCGAGACAUGGCUCAGCUACGCCUUGUUAACGAGGUACACGAGGUUGACGACACCAUCCAGACCCUGCAGCAGUGCCUGAGGGAUGCAGAGGACAGCCUGCAGGGGCUGGUCAACACCAAAGCCACCCUCGAGUAUGACCUAGUUGUCAAAGCCAAUUCCCUGUACAUCGACCAGGAAAAAUGCAUGAGCAUGCGCAAGAGCUACCACACCCUCCGGCUGGUCGGCUUCUGCUGGGGACCCCACCGGGUGUGGUUUUGA